UAACACCGACGCCUCGUUACGGUUAUGACUUGCAUCACAUUUUGAGAACACAAUAUUUCUCCCGUAAACUGGAAAGAUGACAUUGCACUUGGAUGAACCGAGUCGUCUGAAUGACAACUGACAUGUUUCAUUCAUUUUUAAUUUUUAAUCCCCGGAUCCAUAGCUCGACCCGCUCGACUCCCCGGUAUAUUUAGUAAGUGUCACUUCUGUCAGAGAUGUGUUGAUAUGUUGUGUCUUAAAGUGCGUAGACAUGAUGUCAAAGUCGGGCAAACUUUGUUCGCGCCGUGUCUUUCGGGCUUUAAUGGACUCCCACUUUUGAAGGUGCAAGGAGGCACCAGAAGCUUAGUUCCGUGUGGCUUUUUUCCGCCUCCGACGACGGAACUUCAACCUUCAUCCAUUCACCCAAGAACUGUGUGUGUGUGUCUGUGUGUGGGGGGGUGGUGAUGGUGGUGGUGGUGGAAAAGCGAGGCGAGGCUUCUAUACGUAGAAGGGAACGAGAUCGAGAAGGAACGAGUAGAAGAAGAAGAAGAAAAAGAAGAAGGAAGGAAGGAAAGAAGGAAGGGGAAUCUCGCGUUCCUUAACCAAGGGACCAGGAGGGAGUGGGCCUUCGAUCCCGCGUGCGUGCCCUAGGAUAACGGACGGGAUAACGAGGAGAAGACCCAGGCGACGACAUGGGUGAAAUAGAGAAGUCGACAACCAGACGUUAGUGGAAGCACACAUGCACCAAGGUAUCUCUUUUGGACAUCUGGGAGUUUUAUUAUAUCGAGCGAUCCGUGUUUUAAUCAACUACUAUCAACGAUCAUCCCGUCCCGUUCAUUGUCCACCGUGAGCUUAAAGGGUGCCAAGGCAUCAGAAUGACACUGUAGUGAUCGAAACGAAGCCGCACACGAUAUCCAGCAUUUUCCAACGGAUCAUGCAAAUGUACCUGAGAUAAAAGCAGGAUUGGGCCUCAAUCGUUACUUGAAGGAAGAGGCCACUUACCAUAAUGGUGAGCUGUCAUAUGAUGUCGUGUGUCCCCAGGGGCACACAUCGUUACUUGACUGUUCUAUUUCUACUACUUCUUCAAGGGUCGUGGAGCCUUCGCGAUAUGGAAGUCAUUUUGCCGCCGGCCGUGUCCUUAGGCGAGACAGUUAACUUGACUUGCCAAUAUCACCUUCAAGGCGAACACCUGUACACUGCCAAAUUGUACAAAGGUCGUCACGAGUUCCUUCAAUUAGUGCCGGCAAAGGGACCAAACCCUCUGAAAACUUUCCCUCUCAAGGGAGUCAACAUUGAGUCGAUAACGUUGAAUGGGACCGGGAAGACUGUGACUGGCCUUCACGUGACCCUUCGGGACGUCAAUCUGUUCUCAACUGGUCUCUACGGCUGCGAAGCGUCGGCUGAGGAAUCAUUUCACACUCAGAUCGUGCGGAAAUACAUGACCGUCAUUGUGAAACCGGAUGCCAGACCGUUGCUCAGCGGGUUACGGCCUCAUUACCGGGUGGGAGAUGUCACUAACGCCACCUGUGUCGUCAAGGACACCUUUCCCACGGCCAAUAUCUCUUGGUUUAUUAACGGAGACAAGAUCGCCAACCCCAAGUUCAUUCAAAGUCAUUCGGAGCGAAGUCCAAGCGGCCUCUUGAGUACGAUCUCGGUUUUAAAUCUGCCCUUGAAGGCCCAUCACUUUCGGGUGGGCCGUCUUCAUGCCAAGUGUGUUGCCAGUAUGCUCACCAUGCACUGGCAAAGCCUCGACGUUGAGAGUCUGGAAGAGUCUCCCACACUUUUGGCGGCCUCAAGUCACAUCGAGGACCGACCAACGGCGACCAAUCUCUCCACAAUAGGAGCGACCAAAACCAAAUCGAACGAACCAGCCAAAGGACACGACAAAGACUCGCCGUUUGCAUCAUUAUCACUCAACCACGGCCAAUCGUCCACAUUGGUCGCCAUCAACCAGGGUGAUCUAAUAGGGAUGCUUGUUCUGGUAUCCACCCGAAUUCUCGUUCAGCAGUGGCCUUGGCAUUCCUAUUGAUCUUCUGUGUUCUAUUCAUCACGGAUGUUCCAACGAUGAAGUCGGAAAAAGAUGUCGGUCAAUUCCAAACAACUUUGCCGGGGCCCGAUCUUGAGCCAGAAAAUGUGGACGAAUAUUUCAGUUGUUCUAAGCCCGAACGAACGAGGUCCCUCGAGACAAUGUUGCGGAACACGACAAUCUACGUUGGAGGACGAAAACCGAGGCUACAAUUGGAGUUGAAAUUGGGUUCUAAAUAUUCGUCUCAUGGACCACUGAAUUGUCGCCUCCAAAUGUGAUACAUCGCAGUACCGUUUAGAUAGGUUUGGCAUAUUUUUGCAUUCUGUUGAAAUACAAACAGGAAUUUUUUUUUCA
Messenger RNA from Tigriopus californicus, 2359 nucleotides. RefSeq lists its product as uncharacterized. The transcript has 7 exons. Lineage: Eukaryota; Metazoa; Arthropoda; Copepoda; Harpacticoida; Harpacticidae. Bases 986 to 2008 code for a protein of 340 amino acids. The record is from RefSeq and is a predicted model, not a curated record.